AUGCAGGAUGAAGUUUAUCUCCAAGUUAUUAAGACAUCAGGCGAAGGCCACGAGCGAAAAAAUGCGACCAGCGUCCUCAAACUCCUCAACCACGGAAAACACUGGGUCCUUGUCACACUUCUUCUGAGCAAUGUCAUCACAAAUGAGACCUUGCCCAUCGUCCUUGACCGAACACUUGGGGGUGGUUGGCCCGCGGUGUUGGGAAGUACCGCCCUGAUUGUCAUAUUCGGCGAGAUCGUUCCACAAUCGAUAUGCGUUCGCUAUGGUCUUCCUAUUGGUGCCUGGAUGGCACCUUGCGUCUUGGUUUUGAUGUACAUCAUGUCCCCGGUCGCUUGGCCGAUCGCAAAACUCCUGGACCGCCUCCUCGGUGAAGAUCACGGUACCAUCUACAAAAAAGCUGGACUGAAGACGCUCGUUACCCUUCAUAAAACCUUGGGCGAAGCGGGAGAACAGCUGAACUCCGAUGAAGUGACAAUUAUCAGUGCCGUUCUCGACCUCAAAGAGAAGUCAGUCGGCAGCAUUAUGACACCUAUGGAAGACGUGUUUACCAUGUCUGCUGACACCGUUCUUGACGAACGUACAAUGGAUCUCAUCCUUUCCCAAGGAUACUCCCGCAUCCCCAUUCAUGCUCCUGAUAACACUAUGAAUUUUGUUGGCAUGCUUCUUGUCAAAAUGUUGAUUACCUACGACCCCGAAGACUGCAAAAGGGUCCGUGACUUUGCCCUCGCCACACUUCCUGAAACUCGCCCAGAGACGAGUUGUCUUGAUAUCGUCAAUUUUUUCCAAGAAGGCAAGUCCCACAUGGUACUUGUUUCCGAAUAUCCCAGUGAGGAUCGUGGUGCUCUCGGGGUUGUCACUUUAGAGGAUGUGAUCGAAGAAUUGAUCGGAGAGGAAAUUAUUGAUGAGUCUGAUGUCUUUAUUGAUGUGCACAAAGCUAUUCGUCGCAUGGCACCUGCACCAAAAUCUCGUGUUCCCAAAGGGAAAAUUGUCGAAGAACCUCCUUUGAAUGCCUCUGUCGUCACCGAUGGUGACCUGAUUGAUGUGGAUCCUGUACAACCAUCGUCUCUCCCCAAACCUUCCGACUUGAUCCGACGCCGCAGCUCUGUGGAGGCACCCCUCCCUCGCUUCCAACUUCGCAAAAACAAUGCCGACGUUGGUUCCAACUCAACAGAUGGCUGGGUUACACAAGUUGGUACUACAGAUGAGAUUCGAGAACAUCUCAAACACCUUGGUCCUUCGAAUCUAGCUAGCCGACCACGUCAAACCCGCUACCACGCUGUUAAAAUCAAGCGCAGCAAUACAUCUCCUUCUCGUUCCGCACAAACCGAUCUCGAGUCUGGACAAAGCAUCUCCGACUCUCAAAGACUUGUACCUUCGGCCGUAGCCUACCAAGGUGGCAUUGGCGCGGGCUUACUCAACUCCGCCGGCCAGGAUGCCAAAGAUGGCGCGCAUGCCUUGAAGAUUGGCUAUGGAACUCUAUCAUCAUCUGACAAUGCGAGCAAAGGAACCAGUGCUCAGCAAUACAAAGAUCUUCCUCACAUUUCUAUCCCCGAAUCUGUCCGCGAGGAGCACGAAGACCAAAUGCGUUCUGAGUCAACGCAGGAGGCUAGUAGUGUCGCUGCACAUGAGGACAAAGACCAACCUCAAUCUGGCUCGACGCGGAAGGCCAGCAGUACCGAAGGCAGCAUUCGAUCGCUUGAUUCACCUUCCGGCUUUCCCUAUCAUCACCGUGGACCGGCGCGCAGUGGCAGCAUCACAGAACAGAUCGUGGAUGUCAAUGGAAUUCGCAAGGUUGUUCUCCAUGCCAAUUGCUCCAGUUCUUCGGACAGCGAAUCCCAUCAAUCCGGCAAUCAUCACCACAACCUCAAGCAUUCGUCCUCCGGUCAAAGCCACAACCAGGGGGCGGCGCUUGACACCGAUGAUGCCAAAUCACAAAAUCCGGACAGCGUGCUGUCAAAACUCAAGAAAAAGCGCCGCCGAAAGAAGCACGCCAAAGCUUCCAAGACAGGCGCCGGUCCCUCCGAGGACCAACCAUUACUCCAAUAA
Penicillium soppii is the source of this 2046-nucleotide messenger RNA. Its product is annotated as putative DUF21 and CBS domain protein (Mam3). The transcript has a single exon. NCBI's taxonomy places the organism in Eukaryota, Fungi, Ascomycota, Eurotiomycetes, Eurotiales, Aspergillaceae. Gene Ontology annotation, biological process: magnesium ion homeostasis. The record is from RefSeq and is a predicted model, not a curated record. Gene Ontology annotation, cellular component: intracellular membrane-bounded organelle. Bases 1 to 2046 code for a protein of 681 amino acids.